AUGGAUCCCCCCGUCGCCCCCAGUUACCUGCGGAACUCCUCCCAUCUCCUUCCCUGGCUGCCGCCCCCCACCCUGUCCCCGUCCAACCGCUCGGACUCGUCCCCCCCGGGAGGCGAGAGCGUGUGGCAGUCCCUGGCCCUCUCCGCCAUGCUCCUGGUGGACCUGCUGGCCGUGCUGGGGAACGGGGCCGUGUUGGCCGUCAUCGCGCGCACCCCACAGCUGCACAAGCUGGCCUUCGUCUUCCACCUGUGCCUGGUGGACCUGCUGGCGGCCCUGGUGCUGAUGCCCCUGGGCAUGCUCUCGGGCCGCGCCCCGCUCAGCGAGGCCUUCUGCCGCAGCUACCUGGGCCUCAGCGUCUGCCUGGUGGCCGCCUCCAUCCUCUCCAUCUCCGCCAUCAACGUGGAGCGCUACUACUACGUGGUGCACCCCAUGCGGCACCAGGUGAAGAUGACGCUGGGCCUGGCCCUGUGCGUGCUGGCGGGCAUCUGGGUCAAGUCUGCCGUCAUGUCCGCCCUCCCGCUCCUGGGCUGGGCCUUCCCGGGGGCCGGGCCGGGGGCCGGGGACGCGGCCAGGGGCUCGGCUCCCUCGCCGCAGGGCCACAGACGCUGCUCCCUGCACUGGACGGGCGGGGGUGGGGGCGGGGUUUGGGGCGGGGUGGGUCGCACGGCCUUCAUGGUCCUGUUCGCCCUGCUCUACUUCCUGUGCCCGCUGCUCAUCAUCCUGGUGGUGUACUGCAACAUGUUCAAGGUGGCUCGCGUGGCGGCGCUGCACCAGGGCCCCCUGCCCACCUGGAUGGACACGCCCCGCCGGCAGCGCUCCGAGUCGCUGGGCAGCCGCUCCACCGCCGCGGCCAGCUCCGGCGGGGGUCCCCGAAACACGCCCCAGCGCUCCUUCGGCGGGGGCAAGGCGGCGGUGGUUCUGGCCGCAGUCGGGGGCCAGUUCUUGUGCUGCUGGCUGCCCUACUUCUCCUUCCACCUCUACUCCGCCCUGGCCUCCAGCCCGCCCGCCUCCCUGGCCCAGCUGGAGGAGGCCGUCACCUGGAUAGGCUACUUCUGCUUCACCUCCAACCCCUUCUUCUACGGCUGCCUCAACCGGCAGAUCCGGGAGGAGCUGGGCCGGCACCUCUCCUGUCUGCUCCAGCGGGGCGGGGGCACGGACGAGGACCGGCUGCCCAGCCGAGAGGCCUCCAUCGAGGAGAACUUCCUGCAGUUCCUCCAGGGCACCGGCUGCAACCAGGAGCCGCAGAACUCCCGCAACGUCUCCAGCCCGAAGGCGGAGAUCUGCAGCCCCGGCAAUCAGCAGCCCCAGGCACCUCCCCUGCGCCCGCCCACGCCCAUCGACUUCCGCAUACCCGGGCAGAUCCUGGAGGAGACCUCGGAGCUGAUGGAACAUCGCCACCUGGGCAGGGACCUCACCAUGGACGAAAGCCACAUUAAGACCGUACCCCCUGCCAGAUCUGAGUUGGAAUGCCCAAAUGUUCAUCAUAAACCGGUGAACGGGGUUUCGCCCAGUCAGGAAAGACAUCAAUUCAAUUGAUGAAUUGAAAAAAUUGUUGCCGUGUUUCUCGGUUCAAGAAUUGAACUUCAAACAAUUUCUUGAAUUUACUACGUGGAAAUAGAACUGAUGCAGAGUGUGCUCUGUUGUUUCUGCCUGUAUUCAGUUCACCAAAGUCUACUUGGGAAGGGGGGCGGAUAUUUGAAUGCCUUUGAGAUUGAGCUCAAGCAGGAGAUUCGCUUUUGUGGUACAGUAGCACGUCCGGAAUCUUACGGUGUUUAAUCGAGGACAAACAAAUCCAAUUCGCCAACCAGUUUGGGAGGAAUUCUGAAAACCAUUAGAUUAUCGGUAUAAUCUAUUCUUUAGCUUCUUCAUGCUUUCUUUAUCUUACGAAUGAGUUUACACCUAGUUUUGUAACAGCAUGGUAGUUGAAGAAAAGGUCUGUUGUUUGAAAAGCAGUUGCGUGAUACAGGAUCUCUCCUUAUGAAGCCGUGACAUCAUCAAAGUCAGGAAGGGCUACAGGCGCUCUCUUCCCCUGCCUCUUCUGUGACACCUAACCAAAAAAAAAGAUUUUCAUUUGCCUUCCUUUGAAGAGGUGUUUUCAAAGAUAGGUAAAUGAGAGAGAAACCAACCUUUUUUGCACUUGACAAUCCACGGAAGCUUAAGUUCAAGGUACGGGCGUAAGAGUGCCACUGGAUGGUCGUGGUUGACCUGUUGCGUUUCUUUUUCUGAACAAUCUGCCGCAGGAUUGCGAUGAAUGCUGUGUCUAAUCUACUGAGCACUGUAAAUGGGUAAUGUUUUCACCCUGCUCUUUUCUUUACAAAAAAACGUUGUGGGAAUGUUGUGAGGGAAAACUCACACUUUCAGGGAUUUUUGCACAUAGUUUUUCACAUUAUUCCAUUCUUUCUGCCAAAAUGAUACAUACAUAAAUAGAUAUAUAGAUUCUCAAAGUGCUUUACAGUGCUGUGGGGGAAACUCACCUCAACCAUUCCACAUGUGUAGCACCAACUGGGUGAUGCACGGCAGCCAUUUUGUGCCAAAAACGCUCACCACACACCAGCUAAGGUGGAAAGGGAGCGAUCAUUAUUUUAGGCAAUUAAAUAUGGGGAUGAUUAGGUGUCAGGUUGAGAGAGCCAGGUUGGAAAUUUAGCCAGGACACCAAAGAACCCCCUACUCUUUGCGACAAGUGUCAUGGGAAUGUCCACAUUGACUCAGGACCUCAUCCCAAAGAUUGUGACAGAUUGCAGCUCUAUUUGAAAGCCACAGAGCAGUGUAUCGUCCUCUUUAAAAACAACACAAACAAAUUACUGAGCAAUGUGAUGAGAAUCAGGCCAAUUCCCUCAGCCCAAGGGUUCAAUAUAGUGGCAGUGGCAGUGUGGAGGAGAAAAAAAAAACAUUCACUUCCUUCAUAUUACAAGAUGGAAGAUAGAUCAGCCUCCAUUGUUUUUGCUAGUUUUUUUAAUAAAAGGAAUUUCCACAUUCACUGACUGAAUUACAUAAUUCAAAUGUUCAUCAUUAACAAGUUUUAUUUAUCGAUUUGAACACCCAACCACCAAUGCCAAUGGUAUAAAUAGCAAAACGACGACGUGUGUAUAUUUAUAACGGGUGCCUGAAUUCAUUAACACUUUUCCCUGCCUACAUAUGUAGAAAUAGGUUACAGAAAAAUAUGUUGCCUGGAUCUUGUGAUUUGUCUGCAUAUGGCUGAUGUGUGUCUGCAAUUUGAAACAGUGCAUUGAUUGUGACUGUACACAAAUUUGGAUAUAUUCGCUGCAUGCAGUAGAUAUGCAGUUGAUAUGCAGUUAACAGAGAUUAAACACUUUUUAACUUAGCAUAUCUCAGCCCAAAAUGGCUUUCAGUCAUGACAACAGGUGUCCAGUUGAACUGCGAUCCUCACAGGAGAGAGAGGGAGAGAGGGGGAGAGAGAGAGGGAGAGAGGGAGGGAAUGAGGACAGCACCUUGCCUUCCGCUGCAGCUCCUGACUGCUUAUGGGUAAACCCUGGCCAACGUGUGGAGGGUUGCUGUGUUUUGCUGUAAGCACAGUGGCUUGUUGUGCCCACACUGCUGGGGAUAGAGGCAGAGUUUACACCUGUCACCUGCCAUCGGCUGUCUGUCCUUUACCUGAGCCUCACGUGGCUCAGCUUCCCCUCUCUUUACUCUCUCUAUCACUCACUCAUUCUUCUCUUUCUCUCUCACUCACUCAUCUGUUCUUCUCUCUAUCACUCGCUCAUUCUCCUCUCUAUCACUCACUCAUCCCUUCUUCUCUCUAUCACUCACUCAUUCUCCUCUCUAUCACUCACUCAUCCCUUCUCCUCUCUAUCACUCACUCAUCCCUUCUUCUCUCUAUCACUCACUCAAUCUUCUCUCUAUCACGCACUCAUGCCUUCUCCUUCCCAGUGGGAGCAUUGGGGAGUGUCAGGGGUAAUAAUGUAGUAUAGACACUGGAUAGAGAGAGAGACA
Molecule: messenger RNA, 3951 nt
Organism: Conger conger (European conger)
Lineage: Eukaryota; Metazoa; Chordata; Actinopteri; Anguilliformes; Congridae
Product: G-protein coupled receptor 61-like
Exons: 1
Coding region: 1-1536 (511 amino acids)
Biological process (GO): G protein-coupled receptor signaling pathway
Cellular component (GO): endosome; plasma membrane; signaling receptor complex
Molecular function (GO): G protein-coupled receptor activity
Source: RefSeq, a predicted model, not a curated record